Myripristis murdjan (pinecone soldierfish) is the source of this 4758-nucleotide messenger RNA. RefSeq names its product tetratricopeptide repeat domain 17 (gene ttc17). Gene Ontology annotation, molecular function: protein binding. Gene Ontology annotation, cellular component: actin cytoskeleton; cytoplasm. Bases 31 to 3648 code for a protein of 1205 amino acids. NCBI's taxonomy places the organism in Eukaryota, Metazoa, Chordata, Actinopteri, Holocentriformes, Holocentridae. Gene Ontology annotation, biological process: cilium organization; actin filament polymerization. The transcript is spliced from 25 exons. The record is from RefSeq and is a predicted model, not a curated record.
UGCAAAGCAGAAGAGAUAGAGAGAAAAAAAAUGGCGGACCUCAGGAAAAUCUGUCCUGAGUCUUCGCCCUAUCGUGUCAGCAGCAUCUCACGGAAAACAUCUGCCCAGGGGAAGCUGUUCAUCCUCCUCUGCGUCCUUCUAGUGGAGUCCGGAGGAGCUACUACCCACUGGGUUGUCACGGAAGACGGAAAAAUACAACAACAAGUUGACUCUCCUCUGAAUCUCAAGCACCCACAUGAUGUUGUGAUCUUCAUGAGACAGGAGACUCGAGUUAACUACCUCAAGAAGCUGGAGAAGCAGCUGGUGGCACAGAAGAUCCACAUUGAGGAGAAUGAGGACAGGGACACAGGGCUGGAGCAGAGACACUAUAAAGAGGACUCUGACUGUGUCAUGGCUAAGGUGCCUCUGGGAGACCUGGACCUGUAUGAUGGCACUUACAUCUCCUUGGAGAGCAAGAACAUCAGCCCUGAAGAAUAUUUGGAUGCACGGUCACCUCUGCCUCCAGAUCUAGAGAGGCCCGACUGUGCCAAAGUAUUUGAGCUACCAUAUAGUAUCCACGCCUUCCAGCAUCUCAGGGGUGUGCAGGAGAGGGCGAACCUUACCUCCCCGCUUCUUUCAAAGGAGGAUCCCAUCUUCAGCUCUCUGUCUCAUAAGUUAGGCCGCAGCAUCGACGAGGUGGGCCAUCGUAUCCAUCAAGGUUUACUGAGGAACUCAUCAUCCUGGGUGCUGUAUAACUUGGCAUCCUUCUAUUGGCGCAUGAAGAACGAGCCGAGGAAGUCUGUGGACUGUGUGGUGCGUGCCCUGCAUUUCUCCCCAAGGCAGCACAAGGAUGUAGCCCUGGUCAACAUGGCCAACAUCCUGCACCGCGCCCACUUCUCGGCUGACGCUGCCAUACUAGCCCACGCAGCCCUGGACCUUACCUCAGACCUUUUCACCAGCCACUACACACUCGGCAACAUUUACGCUAUGCUUGGGGAAUACAACCACUCGGUGUUGUGCUAUGAGCAGGCACUGCAGGCCCAGCCCGGCUUCGAGCAGGCCCUGAGGAGGAAGCACGCCGUGCUCUGUCAGCAAAAACUGGAGCAGCGCCUUGAAGCCCAGCACAGAUCUCUGCAGCGGACACUGAAUGAGCUGAAGGAGUACCAGAAGCAACACGACCACUACCUGCACCAGCAGGAGGCACUGGACAAACACAAGCUGCUGCAGGAGGAGCAGAUCCUGCGCAACAUUAUCCAUGAGACCCAGAUGGCCAAGGAGGCCCAGCUGGGGAACCAUCAGAUGUGUCGCCUGGGCCAGCAGCAGCGCAACCUCUUCUGUCCCUUCGACCUCCCUGUGCGCUAUCACCGUGGCGAUCUGUUUGAGCAUGUCCACUACGUCCAGUUUGGGGAGGAGGUGUCAGUGGCGUCCAGUGUGGCCCUGGUGUCUGACCGCAGCUCCAACCAGACAGCGGCCAGCCCGCAGCUCCACCCCUCUGUGUCUGGAGACCAGGACCCGGCCGCCGCCCUCUGGGGCAACCGAAAGGAUCACAUACAGGACAUACAGCGGAUCCUGUGGCCUCGGAGGACUGACUGUGCUCAUGAGUUCCCCAGUGUCCCUCCUGCCCACCUGCUGCCCACUUUCUACCUCCCACCUGAAACACAAGGCCUCAGUCCAGUGGCGGCUCUCCUCUACGGGAGCAGCGGUCCUCCUCAGACUGUAGCUCUGCCAGACUGUGGUCCUGUGUCCCAGCCUCCUCCGGCCCUCCUGCCCGCCUCGCUGGACUGGCCCCUGGAGGAAAAGGAGCUGCCAGACUCCUUUGCCUCCCAGGUGCUGCAGGUACGCAGCGGAGGAUGGACGCUGGAGCAGAUUGGCUCCAGAAUAGCUCAAGCUUUGAAACAAGCCAACGCCCCCCGCUGGCAGAUCCACAACGAGGCAGCUCUAUUCUGGCGGGCCAAAGGCAACGGCAGCCGUGCCCUGCAGUGUCUGCGCCAGGCUUUGGGCUCUGCCCCGCCUUCCCACCGCCACCUGGCCCUCAGCAACGCUGCUAACCUGCUGCUACACCAUGGCUUGGCCACCCACGCACACACACUGCUGGAGCAAGCGCUGGCACUCAACAGCUCCGAGCCCCACACCCUGCUCAGCCUGGUGAGCGUGCAGCUGGCCCAGGGCAACAUGACGGGUGCGCUGGCCCUGUUCCGCCACAUCCUGGAGAAGGCGCUCUCCUCCUCCUCCUCCUCGUCUUUCACUGGCUGUGAGCAGUGUCGCGCCAGCUUACCUCUGCUGCGCUGCCUGCAGUUCUACCCUUUUCUCUACAACCUUUCACACCGACAGCCUUGUGAGGGAGCUGCCUGCAUGGCUGAGGAGGAUUUUGGCAUACAGCUGGAGGAGUGGGAGAGCAGCAGCGAAGAGAAGCAGGACCCUCUUCCAGUUUCCACCAUGGAGGAGUCGCUUCUCUUUGAGAAGGUUGUCCUGGACAGUAACGGGUCAGGCGAGGCGGCUGGCCAACAGCGGGCCUCUCCCUCUGCCUCAGGGGCCGCUAAAGCCUCCACCCCGUUAGUCGGCGUAGCGGAGGGGGAGGACGAGUGGCAGCUGAAAGAGGAUCUGAUGGGGGCUUUUGAGGGGGCUCUGGAUGUUGGAGGCAAACGAGGAGACCUGCGAGGUAUCCGGGUGCUAAAGAAUGACCGCGUCAUGGGGGCCCGCGCCGGUGGAGGGCCCUGCUUCGGAAACUGCGAGGACGACGAGGGGGCAGAGUGGAUCACCUUCCAGGUGAAGCGGGUGAGAAAGGCCAAGGUGGAAGGGGCAGAGAGUGUUACCGGCUCUGAUGAGUCGCAGCAAGGGGAGUCCCUGCCUGGAGGACACUCUGUCCUGGAGAUCAGUGGGCCCACUAUCCCAUCACCUGGCCCUUCAGGUCGCUGGAAAGACUACACCAGUCUGGGCUGGCCGGGGCCGGAGGAGUGCCAGCGGACGCGGAGGGUGGACCUCACUACUGUAGCUAGCACCUGGUUGGCUGUUUCUGCCAAGAACAUUGACAUCACGGAGCACAUAGACUUUGCGACUCCCCUCCAGGAGCCAGCUGCUGAGCCUUUAUGCAACGCCAACCUGGCUGCCAGUAUGCACACCCUAGACCACCUGGCAGGGGUGGCCAAUCGCGCCGCCAUCCAUUACACCGGUGAAAGCCAACUUCGGGAGGUCCUGCAGAAUCUUGGCAAAGAUAAGUUCUCCCCUCAGUCCUUCGAGCAGGUCGGCACACGCAUCGCAAAGGUGCUGGAGAAGAAUCAGACAUCCUGGGUCUUAUCCAGCAUGGCUGCUCUGUACUGGAGGGUGAAAGGUCAAGGCAAGAGAGCCAUCGACUGCCUGCGCCAGGCGCUCAACUACGCCCCCCACCACAUGAAGGAUGUUCCCCUGAUCAGCCUGGCUAACAUCUUCCAGAACGCCCGGCUGUGGGAGGACGCCCUCACUGUGGCCCGCAUGGCGGUAGAGAUCGCUCCACACUUUGUCGUAAACCACUUCACCCUCGCCAACGUCUAUAUAGCAAUGGAGGAGUUUGAGAAAGCCAUGCGCUGGUACGAGUCGACUCUGAAGCUGCAGCCCGAGUUCGCCCCCGCCAAAGACCGACUACGAACCAUUCAGUGUUACCUGCUUACCAAGAGGGAGCGCCGCCAGCCCUGAGCCACUGAACCACUUUGAUCCCAGGAGUAGCUCACACAUAUAUGCACGCACGCACACACACACACACACACACACACACACACACAUACACACACACAAACAUGUAGACCACACUUAACUUGCGCACAACAGAACAGAGUGUAAGAAACUGUCGAGUGUUGUUUCCAGUGGGGGUUCAUUUGCUUCUUAUCCGAUGGAAUCUGGAAAUUCCUAUUGAUUUUUUGUCCCAAUUUUUAUGGAGACCCUUAAAAUAGCUUUGAAAAAUUACAUAAUAAAGCUGUAGAUAAUUUUGCCCCACGACAUAUCUGUUAAACAGAGGACCAUUUGUCACGCAAACAUCAAGGAGUUACGACUGUCAGACUCGGUUUUCCUCUGAUGUUCCUGUGAAUGACUGAAAAAUGAAAGGGAUUCUUCUUUUAAUUUCACUUUUACCUUCGUAUCCUUGUGCUGUACUUUGAUUUCAGUCUGUACUUGAAGAAGGAAUAGCGCACGGGCUCAUUCUUUUAAGGCAUUUUAGUAUUUUUUUGUGUGAGGAAACCAAAGGAAACUGCGCUCAAGGACAACACCACAGUCUCAUUACUUACAUGUGUGGCCUGGAGAUGGCGCCAUAUUUUUAAUUCAACUUAAUUUGAUGUUUUAAUGAGAGGGAUUGUUAUAACAAGUCUUUUUGUUCAGAUGAAACUGGAUGUGGUUCUUAAUUUGAGGUUAAUGGAGGUAGAAUUGACCAUUAGCCUGUACACCCUCACUGCAUCUGCAUAUAAAAAGAAUUGAAAUUCUCAGUUUUUGCACUUUUUUUUGUUUUCUAUAUUACAUCAUUCCUUUUCAUGUGGGACCUAUAAACUAUUUGAUUUUGCUCCAAGCAAAUUUUAAGUACAUUACAAAAGUGAUAAACUAAAAUAUGCUAUUACGUUUGCUUCUGAGCCUUUGGAAAUCAUCUGGCACUACAAUAUUUGCCAUUGACCAUAUAAAAAAAAAAAAAAAAAAAAAAAAAACCUAAAGUGAGAUCUGUAUUAAGUGUACAGUGUAUAAGGCCGUGUGUGAAUUCAUCAGUUCUGCAUUUCAGUGCAUCCAUUCAUUGUCUCUUUGGGAAAUAAAAACAAGGUGUUUGGA